AUGUCCGACGGGCAGUCCAGAAUUGCCAUCAAGUUUGGCGCCCCUCUCUCAGGGACCUCCAAGAAGGCGCAACGACCGCCUCCUCCACCUUCUACCCUAGGCAAGCGACACAGACACCGCUUUAACGCCGAUUCCGAAUCAGAGGGAGAGGACGAGACUGUCGGGCGACAUGAGAGCAUCACUGGUUUUGGUGCGGAUGGAGCUGAAGUAGAGGAUGCUCGCAGCCGUCAACGGAGAGAGGCGCAGGAACGCUCAGAGACACAGCGCAGGGGCAAAAGAGACCGAUCAGAGGAAAGCAAAUCACGGCAAAAUACGGAUCUGAAAGAGACGGACCCGCCAGACGAGGACAAGCCUAUCAAAUGGGGUCUGACGUUGACGAAGAAAUCAAGUCAAAACGCCGAUGCAGACCAGGCGAACGGCAACAGCGCGAAGGAAGAUGACCAGAAAACCGCGGACGAGACUGGGCCGCCAAAGAGUGCAGAUGAGCAGGCUCUGAACGCGUUACUUGGGAAGGCGGAUAGUUCCUCUGAACGACGGGGCCAACGUACCGAGGAUGAUGCAUAUCGAGAUGCCACAGAUAACGCCCCGGACGUGGAUCCACUGAAGAUCUAUGAUGAUCAUCCAGUUGAGGGAUUUGGGGCGUCACUUUUGAAGGGGCAAGGCUGGGAUGGAAAAAUGCGAGGCCCAAAGACAAAGGAAGUCAAGAGGCGGCCAAAUCAAAUGGGUCUGGGCGCAAAGAGCCUGAACGGAGCAGAAGACCUGGGCGAUUGGAACCACAAGGGGAGCAGAGACAAACGCCCACGUCUAGACGAAUAUAAGCGCGAAAGAGAAAAGGAACGAAGUCGACGGGAUGACCAGUAUCGAGACAGUUAUAAGCGCGAACGCGAUAGGGAGCGUGAGCGGGACAGGGACAGGGACAGAGACAGAGGAAGCGACUAUAGACAUCGUGACAGGGACUACCGGCGAUAA
Messenger RNA from Phaeoacremonium minimum UCRPA7, 969 nucleotides. Its product is annotated as putative pre-mrna-splicing factor spp2 protein. Gene Ontology annotation, cellular component: spliceosomal complex. The record is from RefSeq and is a predicted model, not a curated record. The transcript has a single exon. NCBI's taxonomy places the organism in Eukaryota, Fungi, Ascomycota, Sordariomycetes, Togniniales, Togniniaceae. Gene Ontology annotation, biological process: mRNA splicing, via spliceosome. The coding region runs from base 1 to 969 and encodes 322 amino acids.